Molecule: messenger RNA, 3792 nt
Organism: Emys orbicularis (European pond turtle)
Lineage: Eukaryota; Metazoa; Chordata; Testudines; Emydidae
Gene: SUCO
Product: SUN domain containing ossification factor
Exons: 24
Coding region: 1-3792 (1263 amino acids)
Biological process (GO): regulation of bone remodeling; protein folding in endoplasmic reticulum
Cellular component (GO): cytoplasm; membrane
Source: RefSeq, a predicted model, not a curated record
AUGAGGAAGCCGCCCCGCCGGCUCUUGGCCCUGGGUUCCUGCCUCCUCUUCUGCUCCCUUCUCUGGCUUCCCAGCUGGCAUGUUUUUUGUAAAGAGAACCCUUCAUCUACAUUGCAGUACUCUCCAGAUAACUAUGCCCUGGCAAAUGAGGAUGAGAACAUCCAGGAAAAGGAGGAAACAGGCAGACCCAUUGGAACAGAGUCUUUAGAACAUGUGGACUCAAAUAUACACAGUUAUCCUGGAGAAACUGAUUUACUUGAUGACUGCACAAAAGAUGACCAGACUACAGAAAUGGGUGAAUUAAGUCUGCCUCAGGUUGAGACACUACCUUCAGUAGACUUAAAUGAAGCUUCUUCUAGCAUAACUGCAAGCAUUGAAAACAUUUCCAGUUCAUCUACCUCAGAGAUCUCUCCAGUCUCGCAGCCUGAUGCAAUAGAAAAUUCCCGUGCUGAUAUCCCUGUAGUCAGCUCUAGUGAAGCUGAGCAGUCAGAACCUGACUGUGAUAUUGGUGGGGCACUUGAGGCUGACCCUCAGAGUGAGCCUUCCUCUUUUGUCAGUCCACCAGAGAGCCUUGUGGGUCAGCAUAUAGAGAACAUCUCUUCUUCACAUGGCAAGGGAAAGAUGACUAAAUCUGACUUUGAGUCAAAGGUUGCAGCAACUGAAAAUGGGCCAGAGAAGGCGAAAUCUGCUUUGAAUGCUUCAGAUAACUUGAAAAGGGAGAAGGACUAUAAAAAAGCAGGAGAAAUUGACCCUACAUCAGUAAUAACCCCAAAGGACCCAGGAGACAUUCCAACAUUUGAUGAGUGGAAGAAGAAGGUUAUGGAAGUAGAAAAAGAAAAAAGUCAAUCGAUGCACCCAUCCUCUAAUGGAGGACAGCAUGCCACAAAAAAGGUUCAGAAAAACAGAAAUAACUAUGCCUCGGUAGAGUGUGGUGCCAAAAUACUGGCUGCUAAUCCAGAAGCAAAGAGCACAUCAGCAAUUCUGAUAGAAAACAUGGACCUCUAUAUGCUAAAUCCAUGCAGUACUAAAAUCUGGUUUGUUAUUGAGCUCUGUGAACCAAUUCAAGUAAAGCAGCUUGACAUUGCAAAUCAUGAAUUAUUUUCAUCUACUCCUAAAGACUUCCUGGUGUCCAUUAGCGACAGGUACCCAACAAAUAAAUGGAUUAAAUUAGGUACUUUUCAUGCUAGAGAUGAGAGAAUUGUCCAAAGCUUUCCUUUGGAUGAACAGAUGUAUGCAAAAUACGUUAAGAUGUUCAUCAAGUACAUAAAGGUGGAGUUGGUAUCACAUUUUGGAUCAGAACACUUUUGUCCUCUAAGCCUUAUAAGGGUGUUUGGCACUAGUAUGGUUGAAGAAUAUGAAGAAAUUGCUGACUCCCAAUACCAAUCAGAACGACAAGAGCUGUUUGAUGAAGACUAUGAUUAUCCAUUGGAUUACAAUACAGGGGAAGAAAAAUCUUCAAAAAAUCUCCUUGGCUCUGCUACUAAUGCCAUUCUAAAUAUGGUGAAUAUUGCUGCUAAUAUACUUGGAGCAAAAACCGAAGAGAUUUCUGAAGCUGAAGGAAAUAACAGUAUGUCUGAAAAUACCACUGUUGCUGCUGCCACUGCCACUUCAACAGAUGCACCAAAACUGCCUGAACCAACCCUUCUUCCUUCACCAGAGCUUGUAACUACAGAGAUACCACAAGUAGAUAAGGAACAAUUAAUCAAGGAACAAUUAGUCCUGGAAUUAACAAAGGAGAGCCCCAUUGUUCAGCUAGUUCAAGAGUAUGAAGAGGAGGCAAGUCAGUCAACGGUGACCCUGCUGCCUAGUGAUGAACAAGAGGAAGAAACAUCAACAUGGUUUGAAUCUGAGACAGAAAUCUAUUGCUGUGAGCUGGUGACAGUUUGUUGUAUUUCUAGCUUUUCAGAAUAUCUCUAUAAGUGGUGUUCAGCUGCAGAAGCUGUUCAUCGGCAACGUAGCAAAACUUCUGAGAGCAAGCCAGGGGAUUACUCUGUUACCAUUCAGCAUUCACAGCCAGUUCCAACAGAAUCUUUACAUGUUUCAAUAGACGAGCCUCUGCCUGAGAAACUAGACAGUGAAAUUACAGGGAGAGUACCUGGAUCUACUAUUGCAAGUGACUUAAGCAGUGUACUCCAUGAGGAUAUCACUAACCAGACUAUAGAUUCUAUUGAAUUGGAACCCAGUCAUCCUCAGACUGUCUCUCAAUCUCUCCCCUUAGAAGUGACUUCUGAAAUUAAGCCAUUAUCUACAAUGGAGGUCUCCUUGGAGCCUACAAAACAUGAGGCAGCACAGUUAACUUCCCACAUAAUUUCCCAAGAGGAUAGUGUUGAGAUACAUACUGAAGCAGAAAAGAGAGCUGAGAGUUCUGUUUCUGAGAAACAUGCUGUGGUCUCUGAAACAAACAUUGUCAGUGAAUUCAAGGAGAUCAGCACAAGAGAGACAGAUUCUGUCCAAAUCCUCUCAAAACCUACAGAGACUGUACCACAGCCUGAAUACACAAUGGCUACAGUAGGCAAUGAUGUUGGGGAAGCAAAAGUGAGUGCUUCAGAAAUGCAGAAGCAAGUACUGUCUCCUGUGGUAGAAUCUUCUGCAUCAACAGAAAUAAAAUAUGAUGAGCAAACAACUGAAGAAGCUUUUCUAGCUAUUCCUGUUUCUGGUGGACAGCAGAGAAUGGCUACAGACUUCUAUGCUGAAUUGCAGAAUUCCACAGAUCUAGGUUAUACUAAUGGAAAUCUUGUUCAUGGGUCUAAUCAAAAGGAGUCUGUAUUUAUGAGACUUAAUAAUCGUAUUAAAGCCCUGGAAGUAAACAUGUCUCUCAGCAGCCGCUAUUUAGAAGAACUUAGUCAAAGGUACCGAAAGCAAAUGGAAGAAAUGCAGAAGGCUUUCAAUAAGACUAUAGUAAAGCUUCAGAACACUUCAAGAAUAGCAGAAGAGCAGGAUCAGCGGCAAACAGAAGCCAUCCAACUGCUACAAGCACAGCUGACCAACAUGACACAGCUAGUUUCCAAUUUGUCAACAACUGUGGCUGAACUAAAACAUGAGGUGUCUGACCGACAAAGCUAUCUUGUGAUUUCUUUGGUUCUCAGUGUCAUCCUGGGUUUGAUGCUUUGUAUGCAGCGUUGCAGAAAUACAUCUCAGUUCAAUGAAGAUUACCUCUCAAAAAUCCCCAAAAGUAAUCACUACCCAAGCCCCAAAAGAUGUUUUUCCUCCUAUGAUGAUAUGAAUCUGAAAAGAAGAACUUCUUUUCCACUUGUCAGGUCCCAAUCUUUUCAACUAACUAGCAAAGAAGUGGAUCCAGAUGACUUCUACAUUGUAGAACCUCUGAAGUUUUCACCAGAAAAAAAGAAGAAACGUUGCAAAUAUAAAAGUGAAAAGAUUGAGACUAUCAAACCAGCAUCAGAGCCUCUGCAUCCAUUAGCCAAUGGGGAAAUAAAAGGAAGGAAACCCUUUACGAACCAGAGAGAUUUCUCUAAUAUUGGAGAGGUAUAUCACUCCUCAUAUAAGGGUCCUCCAUCUGAAGGAAGCUCAGAAACCUCAUCACAAUCUGAGGAAUCCUAUUUUUGUGGCAUUUCAGCAUGCACAACUCUGUGCAAUGGACAGACCCAAAAGACAAAAACUGAGAAGAGGGCUUUAAAACGAAGGCGGUCUAAGGUUCCAGACCAAGGGAAGUUCAUAAAAACUCUAAUACAGACUAAGACAGGAUCAAUGCCAAGCCUGCAUGACAUAAUCAAAGGAAACAAGGAUAUAACAGUAGGAACACUUGGUGUCACAGCAGUUUCUGGACAAAUCUAA